This is a messenger RNA of Opisthorchis viverrini, 582 nucleotides long. RefSeq lists its product as hypothetical. The record is from RefSeq and is a predicted model, not a curated record. The transcript has 4 exons. The annotation marks the transcript as partial. Lineage: Eukaryota; Metazoa; Platyhelminthes; Trematoda; Opisthorchiida; Opisthorchiidae.
AUGUUCGAGUUGAAGGUAUGCUAGAAAAAGCCGGAUCACCUCUGCCCUGGACACCAAAUUAUGACGAUAGGACAUCGUCAGACUUCAAAGACGUGGAAACUGCGACCUGUAGAUCACUGCGGAAAGCCAUUGACACGCACACACUCAUCGCCGCACCUUCUUGCAAGUUGAUGUACCUCUACGAAGGAUCCGUAUACGCUGUGUCAAAUCUUGCAUUUGAUGAAAGCGCAAUAAUCAUUGACGGGAUCAGGUACAGCAUAGCAUCGAAUCAUGAGCUGAUACGGAAUGCUAUCGAGGCAUAUUCUGAUCCAGAGCAGGGUGCUGAAUUUCAAGCUCCAGUCACUGUGCGAGUUUUUAGUGGUGCAUACUUGUUCAAUGACCACACAUACGUUUGGUGUAAACAGUCAUUCCUGAAAAUUGCAAUAUAUCCGAAUGAAAGGUUUUUUGUCCCAGGUUAUCCACUACGCAAUGGUGUUGACAUCCUGAUUGGCCAUGCGACGUUUGCAACCAAGCCGCACAGCCCACCUCUCAUAGUGCCAACCAUUCGCACAAACAAGGGUACCAUAAUCUUCCACAGCAUAU